AAAUCAUAUUAAAGUAUGAAGUUCCCUUAUAGCUUGUGUGUGACUUUACUGAUUGCGGCAGCGACCGAAGGUUUGAUUUGCUUGACGUGCUACAACGCAAGAAAUCUCAGGCAAUGCCGAGCACAAGGUUCUGUGAGAUUGUGCCAACGAAACCAGAAAUCCUGCCAGACCCAAAUUCGCACCGAUCCACAUGGAAUUCUAAUAACCAAAGAAUGCAAACAAGCAAGAGCGUGCGCUAAUAACUAUGCUCAGAAUCCACGUUCAGCUUGGAAUCCCACUCAAUGCAGCAGACACCAGGGAUCAGUAUGCACUUGCUGCUGUGGAACGGACAGAUGCAACUUCAAUUCAUUAUUUUGUCCGAUUCGCCCAUCGACAACAACACUUAGACCUACAUCUAGGCCAACUACAAGGUCUACAACCACAACUACAACAACUACUACGACAGUUUCCCCACCCCCGCCUCCCCAAACAACAGCCCCACAACCCCCGCCGCCCCAAACGACAGCCCCACAACCCCCGCCGCUCCAAACAUACAGCCCCACAACCCCCGCCGCUCCAAACAACAGCCCCAUUACCCCCGCCUCCCCAAACAACAGCCCCACAACCCCCGCCGCUCCAAACAACA
Molecule: messenger RNA, 625 nt
Organism: Ciona intestinalis (vase tunicate)
Lineage: Eukaryota; Metazoa; Chordata; Ascidiacea; Phlebobranchia; Cionidae
Source: RefSeq, a predicted model, not a curated record